CAACUCUAGUUUGCAAUCGGUUGGUCUUUUUCUUCAGUGUUUUACUUUUUUCGAGAAGAUUGUAAAGAAAUUAUCAGUGUUUUAAUUGAUUCGAAAACUAAUAAAAACUGUAAAGGAUAAAAAAUGAACUGGUACAAAGGUAACAUUGCAGAGGCAGUCGCGGAAUCGAAGGCAAAAAAUGCAAUUUUCGUUGUUUAUGUUGAAGGCAAAGAUGAGUCAACACAAAAACUUUCCAACUUUAUUAAUGAUCAGAAAAUACGUGAUAAAUUGGAAUCUGCUGAUUUUGUCGCUAUUAAAAUCGAAAGUGACAGUCAAGCGUAUAUGCAGUUUGCAACAAUUUAUCAAGUAGUGCCGGUACCAUCAAUUUUCUUCAUUGGGAAAACAGGCACUCCUCUCGAAAUAGGAACUGGCAUAAUUGCUUCCAUUACGGAACUUGAAGAAAAAAUUAAUAAGGUACUUACCUUAUCCGGUCAUAGCACACCCUCUACGCAGUCAUCGACUACUUUCAUUACCGCCGAACAAAAUGCGUCAGCUACGAAAUUGACUACCCAAAAAGAGCCUAAGGACGCACAUUCAGUCGACAAUGCAGCACCCUCCACAAGCAAGCCAACAACAGAAACAGUUACUAUAGUCAAGCAGGAUGAACAGACUGAAAUUGUUUGUGACGGUGACGUCUGUUACAAGAAACCCAAAGAGCAAAAAGAAGAUAUUGUCCCGGCAGUUGAAGAACCCCAGAUAUCAACUAAUCGGACUGAGAGUCCCAAUGAAGUUGAUAAAAAAGCACAAUUGGAGGAGACUAGAAAAAAGAUGGAAGAGCAGAGAAGAAAGCGAAUUGAAGAAGAAAAGCAACUGGAGAAAGAUCGGGAGUUGAGGCGCAGACGUGAGGGUAAAGAAAUGCAAAGCCUACAGGAAUGGCAACGCGAGCAAGAAUUGAAGGAAUUAAAGGAAAAUAUACGACGUGAAAAACUCGAAGAAAUGGCUGCGCGAGAAAGAAUACGAGCACAAAUUGCUGCCGAUCGUGCCGAACGAGCACAAAAGUUUUCGUUGCCUAGUGAUGCGUCUGCACCUGGAACAAGUUCAGAAUUUGGAACUUCAAGCGGUUGUAGCCCCACUGUAAAUCCAGUUGCCCCAGAUAGCACUAGAAUACAGUUCCGGUUUGCUAGUGGUAACACCGCUACACAUGUGUUUAAUUGCCAGGAUACACUCAGCAAAUUACGCGAGUAUGUACGUACAGAUUUACUGCCUGGUACUGGCAUUAAAGAUUUCACCUUGGCUACAACGUACCCAAAGCGUGAACUUAAUGUCGAACAUGAUGUACAAACCCUUGCUGAGCUGAACCUCUUUCCCAGUGCAGUUAUAUUGAUCAUUGGCAAAGAGAGUACAAGUAGUCCAGCAGCUAUAAUAGCGCGCUCCGGUGGGCUGCUGAACAUAUUCACUACGCUUGUGAUGGCUAUACUUUCUCCAGUUUUUUCUGUUUUUGGUUAUUUGAAAAAUAUUGCAACCGGUGGAGGUCAAAGAAACAACAAUGAGUCUGGCGCGAGCAAGCGCGCAAAUGAGGAAGCUGGAGCACAACAUGAUGCCGCGAAACGUCGUAAUAUGGAACGUUUUGGAGGUGGUGCUACCGGUGGAUCCGUCUUGGGUAACAAUUCGAGCAUAUCGGAUGAUGCCGACAAAGGCGAAUCGAAACCGUAUCGUCGUUACGGUAGCUCAAAUAUACAUCGCUUGACAGACCAUAAAGAUUCAGAUGAUGAAAAUGCAACUUGGAAUGGAAAUUCCACGCAGCAACAAUAGAUAGUUUAACGAAACGUAGACUAGAAUAUAACUCAUAAUUUAAAUAUCUAUUACGCAUAGUUUUCUUUGAAAUAAAAAUUAUUGGUAAAGAACAAUAUAAUAUCUAUUCGAUUUAAUCUCUACGUGUUUUAAAGCGAUUUCGUUUACUAUUAACGUCAUUUUUGAAUGCUUUCAUUGUUCAACAAAACAUAAUACGUCUGGCAACGCGUUUAGCACUUAAAUGUCUCCAGCUGUCACGCCGAAUGCAACUCUGUAUGCGCUGAUUAGAAAAAAACUGGAAGUUUUGACGUUUCCAUCGCACAUGUUCGAGCUCAUAUACAACAUGUAUUUCAUUUUUCCAAGGCAUCGCAACGUGUUCGUUUGAUUCUCAAUUCUCUACGCUGGUGGAUAGUCAAAAAGGGUGGCUGCAAUCGUAAAAAAAACGGCAAGUGAAUUGGUUGAUAGCGCGGCGUGUAGCAAAUUUCCACAAAAAUUUGUGUACUUAUUUUUCUGCAAAAGGCAAACAAAAGCAUUUCACUUGUAAAAUCAAUUAGCUUUUACAAAUACGCAGAAAACGCAUUGCAACAAAGUUUUAGUUUACGAAGUGGAAACGUAAGAGUCGCAUACAGUGCAUAUAGAUUACAACAAAAAAAGUUGAAAAAAAAAAAUCACAAGCAAAUGAAAAAGUUGGUGUAAAUGUGAAGUUAAAAA
Molecule: messenger RNA, 2481 nt
Organism: Zeugodacus cucurbitae (melon fly)
Lineage: Eukaryota; Metazoa; Arthropoda; Insecta; Diptera; Tephritidae
Product: UBX domain-containing protein 4
Exons: 5
Coding region: 124-1791 (555 amino acids)
Molecular function (GO): protein binding
Source: RefSeq, a predicted model, not a curated record